UUAGUCACCUAAAUACACUGGACAAAUAAUUUCUCAUGAAAAUUUAUAAAACAUAACUUAUUUAAAAACUUUAUUAAUUAUUUCUUAAUCAUUUCCUUUAAAAUAUACAACAUAAGUUAUAUUAUAUAACAAUAAAGAAUAGGGCACUUAUUUAUUUUUCAAUUUCGUACAUUUGAAAUUUCAUACGUCUGUGUUUAUAUCAUUUUUUCAAAAACCGAUUUUCUGACAAGCUAUAACUUUGCGCAUACCAUAAAUUAUUAACUGUCAAAGAAAGAUAUAUCGAAAGUGAAUUUUUCGCUUCAUUUAGUGCGCCCUCUGAUAAAACACUAAUAAAGCUAAAAGAAAGAAACUCAUAGAGAUGUUAUUAUUUAUAUAAUAUUCAUUAAAAAAAAAAAAAAAACACUGAUAAACAUAAAAAUAUACUCUGUUUAAAUUAUUCAUAAAAUCUAAUAGAUUUUGUUAAUUAAUUAGAAAAGCUUGAAAAUUUUUAUAUAUUGGCAACACUGAUUCACAUUCUGUUACAAUAAACGAAGAUCCUUCAAAGUUCGACGAACUUAUUUUUUAUACAUUUCUUUUCAAAUUUACAUUUCAUAAUAAAUAAAAUAUGCAGCUCGAAUUGUAUAAUCAGAUAAUAACUUCAAUCCGACAAUUUCACGGAUUGUCGAAGGAUUGUGCAAAAAUGUUAAAGGAAAAAUACGACAAUGUGCCAAAUAAUACAUUGUACAGUAUAUUAUCGUUAGAGAUACAACAAAAGAUGAAGAUCAAUCACACUAAAAUGUUUGGUCCCAAUAAAAAUUAUUAUGAAAGUUACAUAGAAGCUGUACAGAAUGGAGAACCUAUAGGGAUCUUAUUAAAAAUGGCAAAAGACAUAGAUGCACCACCAGCUUUAUUAGCGCGUAAUGUUUUAGAAAAACAUUGUGGCCAGGAAGAUUCUACUGUUUCUCGAAAGGAUAUUAGCCGACUUUUUAAGGAUACAACUCUAAUAGAAGAUAAGGAUCUAUCUUAUGAGGUGUAUUUGUGUAUAUUAUACGAUGAUCUUUAUGGACCGAUAGCAGAUGCUAUGGGCAAUUCGAUAGGUCAAGAAUAUGAGAUGAAAUUACAGAAUUAUUUGAUAGAACGGAAUCUCGCGUUUCGUAACGAAGAACAUUUACGAUCAAGAGGAUACGACAAAACGCCAGAUUUUAAACUGGAAGUUCCUAUUGCGGUGAAUGGUUUCGUUGUUAAUUGGAUUGAAUCAAAGGCACGUUUUGGUAAUCCUGAAAUGCAUCAAAAAUAUAUAAAGGAACAAUUUCUAAGUUAUUGGAAUAGAUUUGGUCCUGGUCUCGUUAUUUAUUGGUUUGGUUAUUUGAAUACUCUGAAUCAACCCAGUGAGAAGAAAUUUAUUAUUAUGGAUCAUUUUCCAGAAGAGAUCACGUAUAUGGAUCCAAAUUCGAUCAAACCAACAACAUCGUGAUUGUAAAUAAUAUUAUAGUUUAUUAAUUUUUUUUUUUUUUUUUUUUUUUUUUUUUUUUUUUUUUUUUUUUUUUUCUCACAACUUU
This is a messenger RNA of Vespa crabro (European hornet), 1538 nucleotides long. Its product is annotated as CDAN1-interacting nuclease 1. The record is from RefSeq and is a predicted model, not a curated record. The transcript has 6 exons. Lineage: Eukaryota; Metazoa; Arthropoda; Insecta; Hymenoptera; Vespidae. Bases 605 to 1453 code for a protein of 282 amino acids.